Oreochromis niloticus (Nile tilapia) is the source of this 785-nucleotide messenger RNA. RefSeq names its product cerebellin-1-like. Lineage: Eukaryota; Metazoa; Chordata; Actinopteri; Cichliformes; Cichlidae. Gene Ontology annotation, molecular function: protein binding. The record is from RefSeq and is a predicted model, not a curated record. The coding region runs from base 19 to 675 and encodes 218 amino acids. The transcript has 3 exons.
GCUGAAACAGCUUCGAAAAUGAAUUUUAACAUUUUACGGUCUAUUUUCUUGUUUUGUGGCUUGACUUUGGCCCACAGUGGUGUUAAUACCACUGAAAUGAAUCCAUACCAUCCUGACAUGUGUAACCUCCUGAAAGAUUUUGGGGCCGUGACAGAAAAAGUGAAAUCUAUGGAAACAAAACUGAAGGAAACUGAAAUCCGCCUAAAGGAGACAGUAACCAGGCUGAAAGACAGCGAAAACCAAAUUUUGGAGCUGCAAAGCAAAGAAAGAACCAAGAUAAUAUUCAGUGCAACAGCAGGAAGAGGCGAUGUACACAUCGGACCCUUCAACACAGACAUAAUUAUAGACUAUAAGAAAGUAAUUACAAACUUUGGCAAUGCCUACAGUCCAGUCACAGGUGUCUUUACAGCACCUGUUGCAGGUGUUUAUUACUUUACCAUCUUCUAUCACGGUGGAAGAAGCUAUUCACAUUAUCUGCGUAUUUUCAAGAAUACUGGGAUGACGGUCAUAACAUCUGAUCAUAAGACAGAAAGCGACGGAGCUGAUAACGGAGGAAACGCUGUGUUCCUGCAGCUGCAGCAAGGAGACCAAGUGUAUGUGAGCAUGGCUGCAAACACAUAUGUUUGGGGAGCCGACCACACAACUUUUAGUGGUUUUUUGGUCACACAGACGUAAGAAAAAGUAAAUGUAUGUCUGCUUAGGAUGACAGGCCAGAGCUUCUUUAAAUACGAUGCUUGACACAAAUCAAACCAAUUUCUGUAACAUUCAAAUGUGCUUAAUAAUUU